GCGAGGAAAGAGGAAUGGCAGAAAGGACAUGGUGGGUGGGAGGUGAGACGGGUGGGAGGGGGCCACCCGAGGACCAGGCUGCUCUGCCCAGCCUGGCAGGCUUUCUGUGGGAGCUCCAGAAAGAGGCAGAGCUUCUGGAAAGAUGAUGGUGGGGAAUUCUCUAGAAUAGUUUAAAGAUGCCAGAUCCAUGAGUCCCCAAACCCUUUCUUUCAAUAAUUAAAAAUGAGCCCAGACCUGGAUAUACAUCAUAGUGAAACUGAAGGAAACAAAAGGAGAAUACAUUUUUCUCACCAUUUCUCUGCCAAGUAGUUUGUGUUUCCUACGUAGAUCAUCCUGUUACAUCAUACACCGAUGACAACUGGUGUGUUCCUUCUUCAUUAGCAAGUGAAUCUACAAUAAAUGUUUAGAGACAAUAAAAAAAGUUAGCAAGAUUGCUUGUAAAAGUAGUGCACAAAAUAAAAUGUGUUUGUACUCCAGAAACAGAAAAUAAUUUAUGAACGUAACGAUGCAAAAAUCGAAAGACAGCAGCCAGGCCAGGAUGUGGAGGAGCAGGCAGUGCCGUGCCCAGCGUCCCGCCUCUGCACACUGUCAAGGCUCGUGGAUAAGGAUGCUCACAGCAGGACUGAGAAAUAGGCCCAAGUGGCAAACAGCCUAUAAAGGCCCAUCAGUGGUAGAACCGACUUUCAAAAGUGUGGCAAGGUCGCUCGGAGGCGUCGCGCGCGGCCUGGCGGCGGGCACAUCGAGGGCCGGGGUUGGCCUUCUCCAGCUCCGAGCCCUGGGGUCCGGGAGGGACCCGGCAGCCCCGCGCCCCGCUCUCCCCGCCCGCCCGCGCUACAGGCCCCGUCCGGGCGGGCUCCCUGCCAACGGGAAGUAAUGCCACCAUUUUAUCAAAGAUUUGCAAAAAUAGACUGUAUCAAAAAAUGGAUAGAACUCAAACAACUUGAUUAUUUAGGUAUUCCAUUGUUUUAUGGAUCUGGUCUUACUGAAUUCAAGGGAAGAAGUUACACAUUUAUGGUAAUGGAAAGAGUAGGAAAAGAUCUGCAGAAGAUCUCAGAACAGAAUGGUACUUUUAAAAAGUCAACUGUCCUGCAGCUAGGUAUCCGAAUGUUGGAUGUACUGGAAUUUAUACAUGAAAAUGAGUAUGUUUAUGGUGAUAUAAAGGCAGCAAAUCUACUUUUGGGUUACAGAAAUCCAGAUCAGGUUUAUCUUGCAGAUUAUGGACUUGCCUACAGAUAUUGUCCUAAUGGGAACCACAAACACUAUCAGGAAAAUCCUAGGAAAGGCCAUAAUGGGACAAUAGAGUUUACCAGCUUGGAUGCCCACAAGGGAGUAGCUCUGUCCAGACGAAGUGACCUUGAAAUCCUUGGCUACUGCCUGCUGCAGUGGUCAUGUGGGAAACUGCCCUGGGAAGGGAACCUGAAGGACCCUGUGGCUGCAGAUGCAGAGAAAGGCUAGCCUGCAGAUGCAGAAUAAUAGACUACAUUUUUAAAUACUGACAUACAUUAUAUGAAAUAUUUCUCCACAUGGAAUCUUGAUCCUCUUAGCCCCUCUUCUAAAACUAACACAUUUAUAUAAGUCAAUAUUAGAACAAUCUAAUCAGUUAUUUACUGCAGUAAUUAGUGUGCCCAUAUUAACCCUCAUGUAACUGACAUUUUUCAAUAAAUAAGUCAAGUCAAAGCAUAGUAAUCAGCAUAUAUAAACAGUCUCAUAUCCAAUUUUUCUCAAUUUAAUUUGAAUAAUGUACUUUAUUUUAAAAACUAGCAUUUUAAUUCUAAUGAUUGUAUCUAUUUUUUUACUAAGACUAAUACAAUUUUAGCCCUGUUAAUAUGCAUAUAUAGAUGUAUUCAUUGUAGAUACUUAAUGAAUAUGCCCAAACAAUAAGACAUCAUGUAUAAUAGUAAAAUGUAAUGCUA
This is a messenger RNA of Manis javanica (Malayan pangolin), 1913 nucleotides long. The record is from RefSeq and is a predicted model, not a curated record. NCBI's taxonomy places the organism in Eukaryota, Metazoa, Chordata, Mammalia, Pholidota, Manidae.